This is a messenger RNA of Neltuma alba, 1118 nucleotides long. Its product is annotated as protein IWS1 homolog A-like. Bases 113 to 991 code for a protein of 292 amino acids. NCBI's taxonomy places the organism in Eukaryota, Viridiplantae, Streptophyta, Magnoliopsida, Fabales, Fabaceae. The transcript has 4 exons. The record is from RefSeq and is a predicted model, not a curated record.
UUGAGUGGUGAAAUCCCGGGGUUCUGAAUUCGGAUUUCGGAUUCACUUGCAAAACCCUCUGCUUCUCCCUCCUCCCUUUGCGCCUUUUAUCCUCGUUUGAUUUUCCUGAGAAAUGCCUCCAGAAGAUUCAACGGCCGUGAAGGUUGAGAAUCAAGAAGAGGAAGAGGACAAGAAGAGUUUGGGUUCCAAAAAGGCCAUCAAGGCCACGAUUGCAAAUGCGAAGCCCCACACCAAGACUGCAAAAGUGAAGAAGGAGGAACCUGAAGCAGAUGAUUCUCCAAUACCCGUUAAGGCUGCUAGUUCCGCGUCUCGCUCCAAGCAACCUAAAGUCAAAAAGGAAGAGCCUGAAGACAGCGCCGACGACGAUGACAUUCCACUUGCCAAACGGAGCUCCACAGUGAGCCUCAAAAAGUUCUAUGUUCUAGUUCAUCAAAGGUUUGUAUCACCAAGCCAAAUUAAAAUUAAUGGAUGUGACUGUUUGGGGCAAAAGGAACCGAAGAAGAAGAAUAAGAUAAAAGAGGAAGGGAAGAAGAAAGGUGAGCCUGCUAGCGAGCAGAAGAAACAAAGGAAGGUCUACGAUUUACCUGGGCAGAAACGGGAUCCGCCGGAAGAGAAAGACCCCCUGAGGAUUUUUUACGAAACUCUGUACAAGCAAGCUCCCGAUAGCGAAAUGGCACAGCUGUGGAUGAUGGAAUCUGGUUUGCUUCCUGAGGAAUUGGCAAUGAAAGUGUAUGAAAAGAAGCAAAAGAAAGGUUUGCAGAGCAAGUUGAGUUCGCCAUUGAAGGCAGCAACUUCAGUGAAGAGCCGCAGCCAAUCCGUAACAGUGAAGAAGAAAACACGAUCCACCCCUGUGCCUUGUGUAGUAAAUAAGAAAGCGGCCUCCACACAGAAGCAAUCCAAGAAGCGGAAAGUGAAGGAUGACUCUGACACUGACUCUGACUCCGCCGACGAGCUUAUAUUACCCAGAGCCAAGAAAAGGAAACAGGCCUAGUUGUUCCGGUAAUUGGCAUGUUGACGAAACUUUUCUCUUACAUUCGAUUUAAAUCUUAGACAAUUGUAAUGUGAUUGACACUAUGGUUUUAUAUCUGCGAAUGGGGUUGACCACUUUCUUAGAUAAA